AUGGCGAUUGAAAAUGAGCUCCGAGUGGUGCUCCUUCUGUGCGUCGUAUGGCUGAUGGAGGUGGCCUGCACCCGCAUCAACGUCUCGCCUAUCAUCGGUCAGAUAGCGGGGGGGCUGGUGGUGGGCCCUGCACUCUUGGAUCUCAUACCGCAUGUGGAGGCGUUCAAACUGUUGGGAAAGCUGGGCGUGAUGAUUUUGGUCGUCGAAUCGGGGUGAGAAUCGAAAUGUGCAUUGUGCCCAUAUGUCGAUGCUCCAUUAACCCCCACGUGACUACACCCACGAAUGANAUAACGACGGGGAUAGCAGCACAGCAGCAGUAGCGUCCCCUACACAAUGGUACCCGCAGAGACCGGGGUGCUGCUGCGCCGCGGUCUUCCUUUUUCCGCAAGGUUCCUGAUCUCGGGUAGGGGCUGGGGCUCUGCUGCCCCGUGUUGACAGUAGCGCUGUCCUACCGCCCGGGCUGCAGCAGCCGAGGCGUCGGGAAGUUGGUUUGGCGUGGAGUUCGCGAUGGCCAGCAGCUCAUCCCAGACAACACGUGGAGCCGUCUCGGGAUGCCAUUGGUCUGCCUUGUGCUGCCAAAACUGAGCAACUUCCUCUGGGUCCAUGAUGAUGGUAGUGAUUGGGUUACUUCUCUUGCUGCUGUUGUGCCUAAAGGUAGAGAGGGAGGAGCGGCAAGGAGAGUAUCGUCCCCGGCCACUUUUCGCUCACAAUAGCAAGGGUUUUCGGGACUACAACUCUGAUCACAGCUCCGAUCUUCCCCCUCUAUCUGUAGUAUAGAAAUUGAUAAUUUUGCACGAUUUUAUUCUAUUUGACCCGAUAUUGCGUUAUUUUGCGAUUCGUACACACAGCAGUUGGUUGGAUAGAUUUUUUUUUCGUUUUGUGCCCAAGUUAUCGCUNCUUGAUCCGCGCAAUACCUCUUUUUCCAAGCGAUAAGUACCUCUCUCGUCUCGGAAGCACUUCUGCGCACAGCAGUACUCGAUAUGUGUACUCCUCGUGUCAUUGUUCGUAAUUGUGUAAAGUUUCGUGUCGAUCGGUUAGGAAUAGGGCGCGUUCUGUGACUACACCCACGAAUGAGCUCCUUUCCCAGCUCCGAUGACUCUUUAAUGCGACAUUAUCGAACCGAAUUGAGCUGUGGAUACCUGCGUCGACGAGGGCUCGACUGGACGAGUAGACCGUCGAAAAGGAACAUAAUAACGACGGGGAUAGCAGCACAGCAGCAGUAGCGUCCCCUACACAAUGGUACCCGCAGAGACCGGGGUGCUGCUGCGCCGCGGUCUUCCUUUUUCCGCAAGGUUCCUGAUCUCGGGUAGGGGCUGGGGCUCUGCUGCCCCGUGUUGACAGUAGCGCUGUCCUACCGCCCGGGCUGCAGCAGCCGAGGCGUCGGGAAGUUGGUUUGGCGUGGAGUUCGCGAUGGCCAGCAGCUCAUCCCAGACAACACGUGGAGCCGUCUCGGGAUGCCAUUGGUCUGCCUUGUGCUGCCAAAACUGAGCAACUUCCUCUGGGUCCAUGAUGAUGGUAGUGAUUGGGUUACUUCUCUUGCUGCUGUUGUGCCUAAAGGUAGAGAGGGAGGAGCGGCAAGGAGAGUAUCGUCCCCGGCCACUUUUCGCUCACAAUAGCAAGGGUUUUCGGGACUACAACUCUGAUCACAGCUCCGAUCUUCCCCCUCUAUCUGUAGUAUAGAAAUUGAUAAUUUUGCACGAUUUUAUUCUAUUUGACCCGAUAUUGCGUUAUUUUGCGAUUCGUACACACAGCAGUUGGUUGGAUAGAUUUUUUUUUCGUUUUGUGCCCAAGUUAUCGCUGGCGCACAGGAGUAAGGGUCCACCUUGCGAUGACUCUCGACGGGUCCCCUCUACAUAUGCGUAUCGGCGUCUCUUUUCAACCGAAUGUCAUACCACGAGGCCUGCUGCUACUGCUACUGCUGCUGUUUCUGCUGUUGGUGUGCUGCCGACGGUUGGAUAUUUUUUCGGAUUUUUUCCCAAUGUCACAUUCGUUCGUGCGUGGACAUGUGUCGUCGCUUCCAACGAAGGAGCACUGAAAGUGGAACGUUAGGUGGUGCCAGGCCUCGCGGGCGGGGUGUGCUGCCUUGGCCGCGGGCGGACAGCAGUGAUAUUACUAGAGCUAUCCCAUGUGGAUACCCAUGUUCAGUUCACAGCAGCAGCAGUGCGGGGUGAAGACAAUGUGUCUGCCUCUCUCGAUCGAGCCCCCCAGUUCACGCCCAGCUCGUACAGCAGUCACCGAUGACAGCCCUGAUGUGUGUUGGUCUGCUGUUACAUACCAAAGGUUUGUGUGAGCAAAGGAGUGGCGUGUGGAUGCGACCAUGUG
Messenger RNA from Ectocarpus sp. CCAP 1310/34, 2322 nucleotides. The record is from the annotation of a GenBank genome assembly. NCBI's taxonomy places the organism in Eukaryota, Phaeophyceae, Ectocarpales, Ectocarpaceae.